CGCUUCUGGGCUGGAUUGACACACAAUGAGGAGCCGAGGCUGGAGAGACGCGCUGCGAACACCGCUGUAAAUAAAUACUACAAUCACUGAGGCCGGAGCGACAUGGAGAACCAGUGCACAGUGCAGGUGAAGCUGGAGUUGGGCCACAGAGCUCAGCUGAGGAAGAAAGUUACAUCGGAAGGUUUCACCCACGACUGGAUGGUGUUUGUCCGAGGGCCAGAGACCGGCGACAUCCAGCACUUUGUAGAGAAGGUUGUGUUCCGCCUGCACGAGAGCUUCCCCAAACCCAAAAGAGUAUGCAAGGAGCCUCCAUACAAAGUGGAGGAGUCGGGCUACGCAGGCUUCCUCAUGCCUAUUGAGGUCUACUUCAAGAACAAGGAGGAGCCCAAAAAAGUGUGUUUCAACUACGACCUGUUCCUUAACCUGGAGGGCAACCCCCCAGUUAACCACCUGCGCUGUGAGAAGCUCACCUUCAACAACCCCACCAAAGAAUUCAGGAGAAAGCUGAUCAAAGCUGGAGGGGUAUUGGUGGUUCCAGAGGGGGCUGAAGCAAGACCCAAUCCAGAUUACCCAAUGCUCCCCACCAUCCCCCUCUCAGCCUUUUCAGACCCCAAGAAGACCAAGACCUCUCACGUGUCAAAGGAACCCAGUAAAGAAGGCAGCGGUGGAAGCAAGGGACCGAAACCACACAAGGUGACCAAGGAGCAUCGCGAACGACCCCGAAAAGACUCUGAGAGCAAAGCCACGUCAAAAGGAGACAACGACCGAGAUGGAAGCAGCAAGAGUGGCCGAGAUCCUUCCUCUUCCUCGUCCACGUCUUCAAAAAAGCCACCAGAGAUCAAAGUGAAAGAGGAAGUGAAGGUUCUACCCAAGGCGGCAUUCAAGGAGCCUAAGCUCACCCUGAAGGAGUCAAAGAUGGAGGGCAUGUCCCCUAAAGGAGGGGGGGGCCCGGCAGAAUCCAAAGCACCGGGGAAACGACCCGCCACUGUGGAGUCUCCCAAACCCAGUGCGAAGAAGCAGAAGAAGGCCAGCUCUGAAGGGCCAAAGGCGCCAGGAAGUGGAGCUUUCACAGGAACCUCUCCUCGUGUCUCCUCAUCGUCUGCAGCUAACCAGUCCUACGCCGAGAAGAAACCCUCCAAGGAAAAAGGUCGCUGGGCCAGAGGCAAAAAUGACACACAGGAGCUGAAGGAGCCAAAGAAAGUUCCAGAGUCAGAGGAGUCGAAUUCAGAAGAUGAAGCCUCUUCAAAGUCAGAGUCAGCCCCUUCCAGUCCUUCCAACUCCAGUUCUAGUUCUGACUCCAGUUCAGACUCAGACUUUGAGCCGGGACAGAAACCAGGGCAAGGCCCGUUAAGAUCCAUGGUGGAGGAGAUCCAGUCAGAAGAGUCGGAUGAUGAUGACAGCAGCUCGGAGGAGGAGACCCCCAUCAAGACGAACCCCCCAAACCGUGACUCUCGACUCAGCUUGGACAGCGAGAGUGACAGCAGUGACGGCUCGCACCGCCCCAGUCGAGACCCCGCCCCGCCCCCACAGAAACACAGCUCCUCCAACAACAAAGUGUCUGGCAGAAAGAGUCCAGAUUCCUCUUUCCGCUCAGAGAAGGUGUUGAAGAAGGGAUACGACAAGGCCUACACAGAGGAACUGGUGGACCUCCAUCGCAGACUGAUGGCUUUAAGAGAGCGUAAUGUUCUACAGCAGAUUGUCAACCUGAUCGAGGAAACGGGCCACUUCAACGUGACCAACACCACCUUUGACUUUGACCUCUUUUCACUGGACGAGUCCACUGUCCGCAAACUACAGAGCUACCUGGAGGCGACGGCCACGUGACAGGAAGUGGACGCCGGCGUGUGGAUGGCAGCAGCGGCGGGAAUCGACUCGCCACCUAUUCUCCUCUCGCAGGCGAGGUGACGAGUGGUCACACCUGCCGCAGCUGUUUCGCAGGUCUGACUGAAACAUUGAGCAACUGCCACACGGACAGAAACACACGGUCAAACGCGAGCACACAUGAAGACGCACCACUUUCACGUGACGCUGGGGAGGAACCGGGAGGAGGUGGCGGAGGCGAUGAAGGGAGCGCUGCAGCCGCUGAUCUCCGUCUACAGUCAGGAUUUUCAUCACACGUCUCUUUUUUUUUUGAGUCCGUGCAGAGCUGUGGAAUGCACCCCACACACACACCCCCCCUCACCCUCCUGCACUGCACUCAUAUUGCUCCCGCCUUAGCGAAGCCAAUACUCCUCCUCCUCCUCCUCUUCACACGCACACUUCUUACCCAGCAGAGCACUCCAGUUCCCCUCCCCCUGCUGUCAGCUGGAGCUCAUUUCUCUCUCCCGACAUACUGUCGAGUGUGUGUGUGUGUGUGUGGGUGUGUGUUUUUUGUCUGUGCACGUGUGUGCAUGCGAGCACUGCUGAGGUUUAACAGGACAAGUUGUAUUUGUUGUUACUGACUUCUCUUUGUUCGUGAUGCCCGAGUACAAACAACAGCCCGUUUCCCUCCUUCCCAUGAGCACACGUGGAAAAAAAUAUACAUACAGGUUACCUUUACUUUAAUCCCCCCACCCCACCCCACCCCCACCCUCCGAUUGAGCAUUUAUGACUACAGGCACUACACUAAUAUUAAGUAAACGGUUUAUAGCACACUGUAAUGCAGUUGUAAGUAGUUAUUAAUGUUUAGUGCAAUGAUGUAGAUAUAAGACAACACUGACUUUUUGAAGAAACAUUCGUCAAAGAAGUCCACAUCCUUGAAGCCGAAAGUGAAACAGAAAUUAAUAUUCAAGCCGAGCGUCAGUCAGAUACUCAGUUUUUUGUGUCAGGGCCUCGUGAGCAGACAUAAUGAAUUUCUUCUUCUCUCUUCGAGCUGCCCGUCUUCUGUGACAGCGUUAAUUCUUGGCUGCUGGGCACAUCUUUCUUCCUGGUUCGUUAGCUUGAAAUACUCGUGAUGAAUUUAUUAAAACCCAUCCACCAGAAGCAGAAAGUCUAAAUAAACCCUUUAUUCGCUGACUUACUCUUAACAGACGUGAAGACACUUUUCCUCAUUCUGUGGGAGCUGCUGUAUCAGCGGUGCUCUCUAUUUGUAAAGAAUAUCUGAUGUUAUAAAGACACAAUUGUGUUGUUCUUGAAUAAAGGACAAACCACACUUUUUAAACUUUAUUUUUAGAAAGAAUAAAGUCUUAUAUUUGGAUUAGCACGGUAUUUGUCAUUGAAAAUAAUUACUUCAUUGUCGAUUAGCUGCUGAUGUAUUUUUCCGAACAAUUACUGUAAAAAAAGUUCCAAGUGAACAUCAUAACCUUCAAUUAGCUUGUUUUUAUUUGACCAAAUUUAAAAACCUCAAACACAUGGAACAAAUCUUCUUCCUGAGGAAGAUUAAAGUAAAUUAAAUUGUGGAUUUUUGCCUGAAAAUAGUUUUUUGAAAAGAUUCUAAAAACAGUUGUUGGUCAUCUUCUGAUAUAAGGCUCCAGUAAUGAUAUAUAUUAUAUGGUACAUUAGUAAACACUUAAAUGUUCUUAUACCUUCAAACAACUGCAUUAUAGAGUGUUUAUUAUAUGUUCAGUGCUUUCAAUGCUACACGAGGAGGUGGGGGGGAAGGAAAGGGUCCUUACACUUAACACUGUACAUGAAGAUACUGAGGUGUGUGUGUCUGUGUGUGUGUGUUUCAGAUGUUUCUCUGUUGUCUGAACAUCUGAAAACGUCUCCUGUUGAGUCCCCCCCCCCACCUCCUCUACUUCCUCGCACUGAAAGCUGAGCCUUGACCUCCUACCAACAGACCCCCACCCCCUUCUUUCCUUCAGAAGCUCCCUCACUCCAUCCCUUCGUCUCUCCCUCUUCCUCCUCCUCCUCCUCCUCCUCUUAUUCCCAUAUUGGCGUGCAUGAAAGGGCUCGACUGCUCGUGGCCAGAGCAGUGGAGGAUCACUCCGGAAUUGCCUUCUAAGUGGUGGGAGGGUUUAAAGAAAUAAUAAGCCGUGAAAAAGUAGCCAUACUUGUCUCCCAGAAUCCAAAAAAAUACGAAAACAAAAAAUAGGGGCCACGCUUUUUUACAUUUUAUUUUUCUACAAGUGCAUUUUUGUGUAUUUAUUCCCACACUGCGGUUAAGGAAAACCUGUGAGCUAUGAAUGUAUAUCGCUUUUACUUUUCUACGGCUAGCAACAGCCCCACUCUAGUGCCUUUUUCCUGCACCUUGCAGUGUGAGGGGGUGGUGUGCGCUCUCUUAGCCAUGGUCACACAGAUUGAACCCACCCUCCUCAAAACUCCCCCACCACCCCGCCCCCCCCCUCCGCGGGGGGGAAACAAGUGUUAAGUGGGAUGCCUGAAUAUCCAGUAUUGUCUUAAUGGCGUUCAUCCCCGCGUCUCCUUCUCCAGUGUCUUCGUAGGCUGUCGUCCUCUCACCGGUGAUGUUUCUGUUAAUCGAGCCCUGUAGAAAUUUCGAAGAGGACUAUUUUUCACUGAUGGUGGUCGUGUUUCUGUGUUCCUGCUUCCUGAGAUUAGAUUCUGUGUUUUUUAAAAGAGGGAGCAUCAGGUUACUGUGGUAGUUACAUUAAUUAGCUCUAGUAACAGUUGCGUUCAGCUGUGUUUUGUGCGUGUCGGUGUGUGCGUGUGUGUGUUUUGUGAGACGGUUGUUGUUGAUUAGGUUUGGGGGGGGGUUCCCUCUUCAAGUGGAUUGAAGUAUUUGAACUGUCAGUUUGAUACCAAGUAAAGCAGCACUUGAUCUUACAACAGGACACAUGAGCAGAGACAUAAGCUAAGCAAGGCACUCCUUGUGUUUUUCUUAUCCCUGAGUAUUUCAGAUGUAUUCCUCAGGGGCCUGAGACAUGAUGACACUGUGACCGAGGCUGACUGGUCUCAUGAAGCUGGUUCACUUCACCCAGAGACGCAUCUGAUUCAGGGUUCGAUCAAAAGCCCAUGAAGGACUAAUGAGCACAAGGCAACACAUUGUCACAUUAGUGGAUUCACUUGGCUUCACAUGCUAAAUACUGUACAUCAGACAUAAGUUAAAUGUUUGUAGCACAACAGUUAAUCUUUUUAAAUAUGUUUAUGCCUUUAAUGUAGACGACAGUAGAGCAUACAGCCUGACUAAUACAAGACUUCUGAGGUGGAAAUUGAUUUACAGUUGAAAAUUUAACUCAUUUCUUCUUUUUUUUUUACAAGAUACACUGAUACCAAAAUAUGAAUCCACCUGCAGUGCCAGGGCGAUUCAUCAGCUUGAACUAACAACAUUCACCUCAUUGUCAGAAGCUCCACGACACUCAACAGCAGGUGCUCACAGAUCUAAACUGAAUCUCAGAGUGGUAUUUCAUUAAUUAUAACUAAAUGCUAAGGGAUGAAAACUGUUCUGAGUGAGAUUAAAUAAGAAGUUACAAUGAGAUUUUUAUUAGAGGGUUUGCUACCGAAUCCUCAUUCGAUUAAAAUCUGUCCCACUUCAGGCCGGUUUUCAAUACUUAACACUUAGAGUUGAUGAAUUUUCUCCACGAUUCUCAGAUUUGUCCAGUUUGGUCUGUUUGGUGCAUUAUGAUCCAUUACUGCAGAUCAGUGGAGUCAAUUUAUCAGUCUGGCAAAUUAACUUUGUUUCCACUGCUCAGUCCAUUCUGUUUAAUAUCAGUAGGACACACUGCUUUGUCCCAGGCUGCAGUAGUGACCUGCUUUAUAAUACUCACUCUUUUGAUUAUUGACUAUUUAUAUUUCCACCAUGUUUACAAGGCAUCUCUAACUUUCCAAGACUGAAUAUAUCAACUCUAGCUGCUCCGACGACCUGAUAUCUCCGCAGGCGUGGACGGUUUUAUCUCAUAUAUCUGAACAAUCUGUUAAUGUGACAUGUGAUCGCUCUCUUGUUGCACUUGUUUCAUGUAAACAAACACGUGCAGCGGCUUUUUCUUUUGAAGAAAACCCAGAAACCAGCUUCAUGAGACCGAAGCCAAAAAACUUGAAAGAAAGAGGGAGGGAGGUUGACUUGCUUCGUGAUUCAGGCCCCUGGUGUGUUAGUUCCUGUGGCCCCUUUAGGCUUCACACACAUGUACACACACACACACACACAGACACACACCAAACCACUGUGGCACAGACCUUCAAUGAAUAAUUCCCUCCCCGCCCUCCUCCCCUCGUCUUCAGUUCUCUUCCUGCCGACAGUGUUUUUUUAUUCUGACGCUUCGAUAGCUUUAAUUCUCCCCCUCUCGUCCUCUGCUGCCUGCCUGGCUCAGCGACAUGUACACACUCCCUCUGUCCUUACUGUAACCUCCGCCUGAGCAUGGAAAGUGUGUCUCAAAUACAAAGUAAAAAAAAUAAUACCCUGGAUCCAUGCCGCCUUACGUGCCCUGCAGUAACCCCCUCCUCCUCCUCCUUCUCCUCCUCCUCCUCUCAUUGCCCUCGCUCCUUCCCCUUCAUUUUCUCGAGGUGUGCCUCCCGAACUUCAGGCCGUGAUUAACUGAGAAUGAACUUUGCAACUUUGUGUGAGUGACGUUUGUGCGUCUGCGAGUGUAUUUGUUAGCGAAAGGAGGGAAUUGGAGAAAGGAAAAGAAAAAACACUCUUCUUGCUGUCGCCCUCCUCUGUUCAUCGAUGUGGGAACUUUUAAGUCCUCGUUCAUGAACUCUGACCUUUGACCAGGCACUCAUUCAAUCCCUUGAGGAGGAGGAGGAGGAGAGGGGGAGUUAAACAGGGACUGGAGAAGACCCACUGUCUACCCACAGUCAAUGUUUUAUUUAUGGACCUCUGCACUUUUGGCUGUGAUGACUUCAGUACUUAACGUAGUUACCUGAACUGUAUUUUUAAGGAUUUUAUACAAUAUUUACAUGCAAUACAAUAUGAAUUGAUUUUUAAUUUUUUUUCUUUGCCGACUUUAUUUUUUUUUCUCCUUUCUUAUUUAAUUGUCUUUACCUUUGGCAUGUUUGGUCACUAUUAUUCACAAACAAACAUGUCCGUCAAAUCUAUUUUAGGCAUCAAAUGUUGUUAUGGGGAUGUUCCCUGUAUGUUGUGUACCAUGAUUCUGAUGACAGCUGAAAACCAAGAAGCAGGUGUUGGACAAACGUUUGCUGGAUGAGCUUAACUUCAUCAUAUCUCUGCUUCCAGUGACAAAGAGCUGGACCUGCACGGGGACGUGAGGAGUCCAUGCUUCAGUUCAGUGAACUGAAAACCCUUUAUUUUCUGUCUCGUGUCCAGUUAUGAUUUGAGUGUUUUUAUUUUUUUGAACCCUCCUCAUUAAUAGAAGUCCAACAAACUGACGCCCUCACGUUACUGCUCUGAUAGAGUGAGCCUGAAGCUACUCAGCGAUAGGAGACGGUAGUUUGCGAAGCUGUGUGGCGCCGCUCAGUUCUUCCUCACGCGACAUCACGUGACUCAAACACACUGUGUCUCCUUCACAGCCGGAACCGUACGAAACCGAAACUCUGAAGUCAUGACGUCCCGUCCGGGUCAGACUCUGUUCCGUUAACUCCCGUCACAUGACCCAGUCUCUCUCAGCUAGUAUUUCUCACAUCAAUGUUUUCUGAAAGAAGGAAGUCAUGUUUCUAGAGUUUUACCUCUCGAUCACAGGAAAAACAAACUACUGCUCUCCUUAAAACUACAAGCACAACAGCGCAGUAGUUUCAUUUCUUUCCACUUGAAUCCUCUGCUGUCGUAAUGCUCGUUUCCCUCUGUCCUGCUGAAACCUCGGCCUCUCAGCUCUCUUCUCAUCGGUUGUGCUCUUAGCCCUCAAAUGUCUGAGGCUUAUGGGAAAUGGUUUUCAGUGAAGGCUGCAAAACAUAACAAAUACGAGAUAAAUAGUAAAAUGCUAUUGACAUCUGACAUCAUCUCUUCUAAUGCUGGAUUCUAAUAACCACAAGUUCCAGUUUCACCUGCGCUUUCACGAGCAACUGCAUUAAACAAAAAAUAUCAGGACACUUAACUGCGGCUCCCAGCAUGCAUUUCUGCAAACUGUAGAUUAAAGUUCUAAUUCACUGCUGCUGCUCUGACUCUCACCUCCGCCUGGCGUCUUCUCACGGCCCCGGCAGCUGAGGCUCUCGGUUGUGGUCGUUCUCUCGAGCCGUCACAACAUGAAACCGUACAAUAGUUGGAUCAUCCCGGAGAGUCCUGUGUGUCUGUGCUGAGCAGCACUGACCACGUUCAUGAAAGUGAAAAAUUGAAAAAACAGAAUUGAGGAAAAAAAGAAGAAAAAAAAAACACUCCCACUUUGCAACUCUAUGAGCAGGUCUGUGGGAGUGGAGCCUUUCAGCUGCGACUAUUAUAUAUAAUAAGUGUAUAAUACAGCAAAGGUAGAAUAUUAUCUACUGUGUGGAUCUUAAAGAGGACGAGGAAAAAGCAAAAAUAUUGAGCAAAUGGUUCGUUGCAAAUAUGUGGAGGGGGGGGAGGGGGCAUGUGCAGACGGGGUGUUUCCUGUGUCAGUGGUUGUCAUAAUGUGUCUGUGACAAGGGGACAGGGUUUGCCUGUAUUUAUAAAGGUUUGAUUUGUUUUUUUAACUGGGGGGGGGGGGGGUCUGAACUGUGUCCAUAUAUGUGGUCGAAGCUGCAGACAACUGGCAGAACAAAUGAACUGGAUGGCAGAAGAACAAUUUGGUAUUUUUAAAAGUAAAGACUUGGCAUAAAUGCCACCAUGUGGCCAUUUGAUGCAAGUUGUUAACAAGGACAACAUGUUAUUUUAAUGUUAUUUUUUAUUUUGAAAUCAUAUUAUUAAUAAAGUCAUUAAGUACUGUU
This is a messenger RNA of Pleuronectes platessa (European plaice), 8667 nucleotides long. RefSeq names its product MLLT1 super elongation complex subunit a (gene mllt1a). Gene Ontology annotation, cellular component: super elongation complex. Gene Ontology annotation, biological process: regulation of DNA-templated transcription. The coding region runs from base 103 to 1824 and encodes 573 amino acids. NCBI's taxonomy places the organism in Eukaryota, Metazoa, Chordata, Actinopteri, Pleuronectiformes, Pleuronectidae. The record is from RefSeq and is a predicted model, not a curated record. The transcript is spliced from 13 exons.